Molecule: messenger RNA, 2159 nt
Organism: Daphnia pulex (common water flea)
Lineage: Eukaryota; Metazoa; Arthropoda; Branchiopoda; Diplostraca; Daphniidae
Product: LHFPL tetraspan subfamily member 3 protein-like
Exons: 4
Coding region: 899-1801 (300 amino acids)
Biological process (GO): sensory perception of sound
Cellular component (GO): plasma membrane
Source: RefSeq, a predicted model, not a curated record
ACUCGUCUUGUCAAUGACAACGUCACGUUUGUGUAACUUCUUAUUUGACAUAUUUGGUAGUUAUUCCCACAUCUAGCUAAUGCGACUGGUAUCAACUAGGAGAACCGUUGGAAGCAAGGCUAUUAGCUAGAGUCCGACAUGGACAUUGUUCUUCAGCCUUGAACACCGGAGCUGCUGCCGCCCUCGAUAUACAAAUUUAAAAAACAAAAUAAUAAAACACGUUUCCCCGAGCACUCUUUUAUACAUUCCCCUGCGGUAUCAUGUGCCCCCAUUCGACACUAUAAUUUCAGUCCUGGAACUCCACUGAGCAUUAAUCUCGUCUGCCAAUCUCUUUUCCCAUUCGUCUGCCAUUCUCCAUUAACACGAUUGACCUUGAGUGAGUAUAACGGCGUUUACCCCGAAUGCCUGUUCCUCGAACUGCGACUAAUCAUAAUGCUUUUGUAAAAAUGUAGAACUGGUUUUCUCUAUCCCUCCAGCAAGUUAUACUUUUGUGAAAUAGCCGGUGGUCAGAACUUAGAUCCGCAUCGAGUGUACUGCUGGUCAACAGGUAGACAGACUUGUUAAAAAGUCUCUUUGAACACAGGUGUGUCUGUAGCCAAAAAAGAUGCCAAAUCGGCCCGUGCUGUAGUAACUUGAAUGCUCUCGAGUCACUAGGGACGCGCGGCACUCUCGUCUAUCCCUCGAGUUCGGUGUGCUGCGUAUUUUGUUGUGCAGAGUGGCUGAAGUGUGAAACAUGUGAUUCGACUCAACAAUUAGUCACUUUCAAGUUGAUACAAACAUUCUCCAACGCUGUCUGAUUGUUCAGAUAAGAUUCAAAUCGGAAUAUCUUCACAUUCUUUUGCGUUCAUGUUGGCGAAUUCUCGUACCUAAGUUAGUGUGAGGAAUUUUGAGGCAAGAAAUGGUGGCCAGUGUUGCUCAAGUUGAGUUUAUCGAAUCCAGUCAGAUGCACACUUCCAACUACCUGCGAAGCAGCAAAGCUGUAGGAGUCCUAUGGGGUGUCUUCACAUUUUGCUUUGCCAUCAUUGAUGUGGUGGUUUUCAUCCAGCCACAGUGGAUAGGUGACACCGUGGAGUCGAAGGGAACAGGUUAUUUUGGGCUGUGGAAGCACUGCAGUUUGGUUAAAAGUGCAGUCGGUCAGGAAAUCAUCUGCAAAGGGCAGCUCGAAGAUUUCAGCACCAUCCUGAAUCCUGCCUUCAGAUCUGCCACAGUAUUCGUAGGCCUUUCAGUGGUCAUCAUCGUUUUAUGCUUGUGUGCCAUGCUCUUCUUCUUCUUCUUCAGCCCAUCAACAGUCUUCCAUAUCUGUGGCUGGCUCCAAUUCUUCUCGGGUGCCUUUUUGGUCGUGGGCGUAUUGGCUUUCCCUGGAGGCUGGUCAGAUCCAUCUGUUCAAGAAGUAUGCGGUCCGUCAGCCAGACAUUUCUAUCCCGGACAGUGUGGCCUGAGAUGGGCCUAUAUCCUAGCAAUGAUUGGAGUGGCCGACGUUUUGGUCCUUGCCGCCUUGGCAUUUACCCUCGCAGUCCGUCAUGUGAAAUUGUUAUCACUUCAACCUUAUCCCAUCAUCUACAAAGGUGAAGUCAACCAAGGUUACGCCAAUGACGGACACCGAUCGCGACGAUCUUCAACCAACACGAUUUCCGGUCAUUCGGUAGCCAUGUUCCCACACCCGAAUGAAGUUCACGAUCGAAUGUCCGAAUAUGGAACUCCUCACAGGGCUGGUCACCGUUCCAUGAACAAACCACCGUCAGCCCACUCCUAUAGACCGGAAUAUUCCAGCUCUGCCAAUCAACAUCGCUUCCACCUCUAAGGAAGUAAAAAACAACCCAACCCAACAAACAAAACUCUACACCGAUUAUUAUUCCUCUCUGCCCUGGAGAUAAAACACAACUCGACAAUUUGACACACACACUACAACAAUCUAUAGCCUAUAUUCUCAAAAAACAGCACGCCACUGACCUGUUUGGUUUGUCGAUCUGAAUGUAUUACGUGUACAUUAACAAUUCCCUUCCUUUUUUUAGUUUUUUAAUUCGUCCCGAAUUGUAUUUAAAUGUUUUUUUUAUUUGUUUUACACACAAUGGAUAUUAUCAUCAACCUUUUAUCUCCAACCUUUUUGACUGUUUUUUUUUUUAACGUCAAACUUAAAAAAUACAAGAAAAUGAAAUUGA